AUUAAGUAAAAUAAAUAUUUAUCAUUUUCAUCCACAAAUUACCCCUAAGGCAAAAGAUAAAAUAUAAAAGCAAAAGUAAAAGGUAAAAAAGAGAGUAAAUUUAUAACCCUAGUUCAGUUCACCUUUCCCUUGCUCCGCCGCCGCCAUCCUCCUUUCUGUGCCAAUCUGCUCCCAACGUCUUUUCUCCUUUUUCAGCUCAAAUAAUUAUCCGAUUGUUCUUCUCCGUGUCUCUAUACAAGUAAAUUUGUUCGAAUCUUACUCCACGAGUAUCAGAUUUGAUUUUUAUUAUUAUAUGCUCCUAAUCCAUCCAAAAAUGAAGUCAGAUCUCUUCAAACUACCGUCAGAAAUCAUCACCAAUAUCCUUUUAAGACUCUCUGUUCGAAGCAUUGCAGUAAGCAAGUGCGUUUGCAAAGCAUUGCUCCAUUUGCUCGACACCCACGAUUUCGCCAAGUUGCAUUUUUCCAAAUCCGUCCCCGCCCUAGCUAUCACGAUGCGGACGAAAGGUUCAUAUUGCCUCAAAAUUUCGGAAUUGGAAGAAGACGAAAUCGAUCCCGAGAGCCACGAUCUACUCACCAAGAUUAAUUUCUCUCCCGAUGCAACUUUAGGAGGUUCUGCUAAUGGCUUGCUUUUCCUAUUGGAUUACCGUAAUAGUUGUGUUUCUAUAUGCAAUCCGAUCACUCGUGAAUUUUACUUUAUCCGCUCUCGACAACUAUCGAGUCAUGGAUUUGGAGUGAGCAGAAUAAGUGGGCAACAUAAGUUAGUAUGUAUUGAUCCUUUGGGUGAUCGUGGAUUCAGUUGUUAUGUAUACACCCUUGGAACAGGAUCGUGGAGACGCGUUGAAGCUAACGACUCGUUUGGUUAGACUCCUAAAAUCGUUGCUACAUUUCUUAACGGAAAUCUGCAUUGGAUGGUAUGGUCAGAUCCAUACCCCAUGGAGCAGAUUUUUUGUUUUGAUUUGGAAACAGAGUGUUUUAGCAGACUUAACGUUCCUCCUCUUCGAAGAAGCAUAAUGAGCAGGCUCUUGUUUACUUUGAGGGAUUGCCUAUGUUUUUGCGAUGACGAUGAGGAUGAGGGUGAUGGCACUGGCAGGGUUGUUAUAUGGAUGAUGAAGGAAUAUGGGGUCGAGAAAUCUUGGACAAAAGAAUACGUGGUCACCCCAAAUCUUGCUUAUCUUGAUAAUUGUGGUCACGGUUUAGAUAAGUUCCCAUUCCAACUGCUUCAACCUAUCAAAGUUUUCAAAAAUGGUGAUUUAUUGAUGCUUUGUGGUGGCAAGAUGUUUAUGUACCACUCCAAGCACACCAAAACUACUCGAGAAAUUGGUGGUUUCGUUGGCCAAGGGGAGGAGUUUGACCAUCUACACUCGCUGCUUCUCACCCCAAGCUUGGUUUCACUCAAGAGUUUUGCUGGUAUGGAGAAUGAGAAUGUUAUCUCAUUUUGAUUGUUUGUAUUUUAUUAUCUAGUAUAACUCUCUACUCCCACUAUGUCGAGUUAGUGCCUUCCUUUCACUCAAGAUGAAAGUUUGGGUAUGGAGAAUGUAAUCUCCCAUUUUGAUUACUUGUAUUUCUAAAUGCUAAAUGCCAAUCUAUAUAUGUAAGUUUAUUUUUGCA
Salvia miltiorrhiza (redroot sage) is the source of this 1607-nucleotide messenger RNA. RefSeq lists its product as uncharacterized. The transcript has a single exon. Lineage: Eukaryota; Viridiplantae; Streptophyta; Magnoliopsida; Lamiales; Lamiaceae. The coding region runs from base 908 to 1438 and encodes 176 amino acids. The record is from RefSeq and is a predicted model, not a curated record.